GUGGCCGUAGUCCCGGAAGGUGGUUUCUGGCCCGAGCUGCCGCUGUUGAGUAUUUCUGUUGUUAAUUCUGUUAAUAACAAGAAGUCUUCGGGGAUGAUUCCGGUUUCUUGGUAUCUCUGUGGGGCUCCUGACAAGAUCUUCCGCCAGACUUGAGAUUGCUUCGUCCACACAUCUCUGGCUGAUUUCUUAGAGAACCAAGGUCAGUGUCCUUCAUGGAUGUGUCUAUAGAUUUCAGCAGAGACGAAUGGCGGCACCUAGACCCCGAUCAAAGAAGCCUCUACCGGGAUGUGAUGCAGGAGACCUACAGUCACCUGCGCUCAGUAGGGUAUCAGGUUCCCAAGACAGAGGUUUUCAUGCUGGAGCAAGGAAAGGAGACAUGGGCAUUGCAAAAGGAGAGCCAUGUCAGCCCUGUGUAGAAGAAUUGCAGCAAAUUGGUGGCCAGAAAGAGACCUGUCAGCAAAUAGAAAAUAAAUCAGCAAGUGAUGUUAUCUUCAUCAAGAAGACACUGGAUACAAAGAGUCAUUGUGGAUCUAAGGUCAUUAGAAAAAUAAUUCAUGUGAACCCGUACAUUGUUCUGCCUUCCAAAAGACCCCAUCAGUGUGACUCACUUGGGAAUGAUCUGAAGCAUAAUUUAGAAUUACAGAGUCAUAAUGAAAAUAAUGGGCCAGAGAGAAUUAAAAAGAUUACUGAAUAUGAUAAAAAUUCAUCUUAUACCAAUGCUGAGCAUACUGUAACAGGAAAGAAAUUAUGGGACCAAAAUCAAUGUGGAAAAGCCCUCAAUUAUGAACAAGUACCUUAUCAAUAUCAGAAGAUUUAUAUUGGAGAGAAUUCAUAUGAAUGUGCUGAAUUUGGAAAGCUCUCCACCCAGAAGUCACAGUACAAAGUACAUAUGAAAUCUCAUACAGGAGAAAAACUUUAUGUAUGUGUUGAAUGUGGGAAGGCAUUUUCACAAAAGCCAGAAUUCAUUACACAUCAGAAAACCCAUACUAGAGAGAAACCCUAUAAAUGCAAUGACUGUGGAAAGUCCUUUUUCCAAGUCUCUUCUCUCUUCAGACAUAAGAGGUUUCACACUGGAGAAAAGCUCUAUGAAUGCAGUGAGUGUGGGAAAGGCUUCUCCUACAACUCAGACCUCAUUAUUCAUCAGAAAAUCCACACAGGAGAGAGACAUCAUGCAUGCACUGAGUGUGGCAAAGCCUUCACACAGAAGUCCACACUCAAGAUGCACCAGAAGAUCCAUACAGGAGAGAGAUCCUACAUAUGUAUCGAGUGUGGACAGGCUUUCAUCCAGAAGACACACUUGGCUGCACACCGCAGAAUUCACACCGGAGAAAAGCCAUAUGAGUGCAAUAACUGUGGAAGGUCCUUCAUUUCCAAGUCACAGCUCCAGGUCCACCAACGAAUUCACACAAGAGUGAGGCCCUAUCUGUCUGCUGAGUAUGGGGAAAUCUUCAGCGGUAGUUCCAACCUCAUUGCACAUAAAAAAGCUCAAGUUAGAGAGAAAUCUUCCAUCUGCACGGAAUGUGGGAAGGCCUUUACCUAUAAGUCAGAAUUAAUCAUUCACCAGAGAAUUCACACCGGAGAGAAACCUUACCAGUGUAGUGACUGUGGAAAAGCCUUCACCCAGAAGUCAGCUCUCACAGUGCACCAAAGAAUCCAUACGGGAGAAAAAUCAUAUGUGUGCAUGAAAUGUGGGCUGGCUUUCAUCCAAAAGGCACACUUGGUUGCACACCAGAUAAUCCAUACUGGAGAAAAACCUUAUAAAUGUGGUCACUGUGGAAAACUCUUUACGUCCAGGUCCCAACUCCAUGUACACAAACGAAUUCACACAGGAGAAAAACCUUACAUGUGCAGUAAAUGUGGGAAGGCAUUCACUAACAGGUCAAAUCUCAUCACACAUCAGAAAACACAUACAGGAGAAAAAGCCUAUGUAUGUUCAAAAUGUGGAAAGGCCUUCACUCAGAGGUCAGACCUGAUGAUACACCAGAGAAUUCAUUCCGGAGAGAAACCAUAUGGCUGCAGUACCUGUGGGAAAGCCUUUACCCAGAAAUCACACCUCAAUAUACACCAGAAAAUUCAUACUGGAGAGAGACAGUAUGAAUGCCACGAAUGUGGAAAAGCCUUCAAUCAGAAAUCAAUACUGAUUGUGCAUCAGAAAAUUCAUACAGGGGAGAAACCCUACGUGUGUACUGAAUGUGGGAGAGCUUUCAUCCGAAAGUCAAACUUCAUCACUCAUCAAAGAAUUCAUACCGGAGAGAAACCUUAUGAAUGCAAUGACUGCGGGAAGUCCUUUACUUCUAAAUCUCAGCUCCUGGUGCACCAGCCAAUCCACACAGGUGAGAAACCUUAUGUGUGUGCCGAAUGUGGGAAAGCCUUUAGUGGUAGGUCAAAUCUCAGUAAGCACCAAAAAACUCACACAGGGGAGAAACCGUACGUCUGUUCAGAAUGUGGGAAGACCUUCAGACAGAAGUCAGAGUUGAUUACACAUCAUAGAAUUCAUACUGGAGAGAAGCCUUAUGAGUGUAGUGACUGUGGGAAAUCAUUCACUAAGAAAUCACAGCUUCAAGUACAUCAGCGAAUUCAUACAGGAGAGAAGCCUUAUGUGUGUUCUGAAUGUGGGAAGGCCUUCACUGAUAGGUCCAACUUAAAUAAACACCAAACAACACACAGUGGAGAUAAACCUUAUAAGUGUAUAGUCUGUGGAAAAGGCUUUGUUCAGAAGUCGGUGCUCAGUGUGCAUCAGAGUAUUCACACUUAAACAUUAUGAGGAAAAACUCACUGAGGUCUCAUCUUACUGUAAUCGUUGUUUCUGUGAAAUGGGGUGCUAUGUAUAUUAUUGUAAGUAAAAACGCCCAUGUGUCAGUGCUACACAUUACUGCUCAGAAAAGGACCCAGAGAAGCUGCUUAAAGGGAUUAUGGAGAAGGACCUUAGUACAUGCCAAGAAACUGCAUCCAUUUGAUACAAUAGAAACUUCUCAUGAAGGAAUUCAGUGGAACACUAUUACCAAGUUCUUCACAAGGACGACUGUUAACCAUGUUAAUGAGAAUACUGUUGGGAUAGAUAUAGUGCCAACUAAUUGAAUGAUAAAACCAUAGCGAUAGCGAUAGUCUUUUUUUCUGUCAGUUAUUUGUUGCAAACAUUAACAAACCUGUGGGUAUGUUUGCAUUCUUGGUUGAAUCUAACAUAUUUAUGCAUACCCAGUACUUCUGUUGAGAGACAUAUACUACAGGAUGGGGCAUGGCAUUUCAUGUCUAUAAUUCCAGCCUUUUGGAAGGGCAGAAGCAGGAGGGUCACCAUGACUUCAAGGCUAGUCUAAGCUACAGGGUAAGACCCUAUCUCAAAAAUGAGAAAGACCACAAUAAAAACAUAU
Messenger RNA from Chionomys nivalis (European snow vole), 3368 nucleotides. RefSeq names its product zinc finger protein 585A. The transcript has 5 exons. Gene Ontology annotation, biological process: regulation of transcription by RNA polymerase II. The record is from RefSeq and is a predicted model, not a curated record. Bases 245 to 2755 code for a protein of 836 amino acids. Gene Ontology annotation, molecular function: DNA-binding transcription factor activity, RNA polymerase II-specific; RNA polymerase II cis-regulatory region sequence-specific DNA binding. Lineage: Eukaryota; Metazoa; Chordata; Mammalia; Rodentia; Cricetidae.